This is a messenger RNA of Pieris macdunnoughi, 408 nucleotides long. The record is from the annotation of a GenBank genome assembly. NCBI's taxonomy places the organism in Eukaryota, Metazoa, Arthropoda, Insecta, Lepidoptera, Pieridae.
AUGGCCGUGGGGCAGAUCACCAACCAGCUGGUGUUACUAUGUCACGAUUCUCACAGGUCUCCCAAUAACAGCUGCGCUAAGUUAAGCUAUAGAGCGAACGAAGGGGAGAGAUACCGCUUGCAGGGCGGAAGGCACCGUACAGUGACGCGACCUUCAGCAAUAGGCGGGUCCACACAGAGCGAGCAGCCUCGCGAGGAAACUUAUCGCGACGCGGCCGCGCGCGGUAAGUCCGAACCUCCAGUGUGCGCGCGACAAACGAGUGAGGCGCCUUUGAGCAAAUCAAAAAGCCGACACUCGAUGGCUCGGGCCCUCGGACGCUCGCUCGCGGCAGCGCGCACGCUUGCCUCGGCCGGGCACGUCCACACUAACCGAGCAGCGACGCUGCUCGCUCUGUGUGGACGCGCCUAG